Messenger RNA from Rhinichthys klamathensis goyatoka, 852 nucleotides. It is a transcript of the gene tmem186, whose product is annotated as transmembrane protein 186. The record is from RefSeq and is a predicted model, not a curated record. Lineage: Eukaryota; Metazoa; Chordata; Actinopteri; Cypriniformes; Leuciscidae. Gene Ontology annotation, cellular component: mitochondrion. The coding region runs from base 121 to 780 and encodes 219 amino acids. The transcript has 2 exons.
AGUGCUGUUUCCACGCGGACGAGAACCGCGGCGUCCCGUCGCCCAAACGACUCAGACUCCACGGCCGAUGGGUCAGUGCGGUCACCACAUUGGGAUCCGCCUGCCGCAUCUGGAAAGGAGAUGAUGACAUCACGCUUAAUUUCCCGCCUUCCUCUAUAUGGGUGCCGGUGUCAUCAUGCAGGACUCAUUUCACAAGCUCAGGUGCUCUACAGCAGUGACCCGACACGCGCCGGUCGACGGAUGCCCGUUACGUUCUCACGCACCCUGCAGAUUCAACCUGUGUCAUUCUGCUCUGACCUUGCCUCAAGAGAAUUCAAUCUAAUGUAUGCUUUCCCGGCUAUCAAAGGCCUGCGAGCUCUUUCGAGACUCAAACUGAUGCAGACGGGCAUCACUGUGGUCUUGCUGCCCGCUGUGUAUUACCUGUACCUGCAGGGACAGGCCUCAGGGAUGCUGGUGAGUUACACCACAGGCAUAUCAGUGUUUGCUGGCUUCAUGCUGUACUCUAUAAGCCACUAUGUCAGAAGAGUGGUGGGCAUGAUGUAUCUAGAUUCAACGCAGACCGUCCUAAAGGUGUCGCACCUGACCUUCUGGGGUCACAGGCGGGACGUGUACGUGCCCGUGUCUGAUGUCAUGACGCUGGGAGAUUCAGGGGACACCAAAGGAGAGCCGAUCCUUUGUUUAAAGCGCUACAGCAGUUCUGACACUAUGUACUUUUCCACCAGACUGGGGCGAGUGGUGGACAGGAAUGCAUUCGAGAAGGUUUUCGGGAGUUUGUCAUGAAUUUACUGUUUUGUUUAAUGUCAUAGACCACUGGAUAUUGUUUUCUCAUUGAAAAAGUGACAAAUAAAGAUG